AUGAUGCGCGGCCCCUCCUCGGAGUCCCCCACCCUCGCCCCUUCAGCCCCGUGUGGGGCUGGGGGCGCGGACAGACAAGCGUCUCAGCCUCCUCCUCCCCGCCCCUCGCCACAGACCCCGGCGGGAGCUCAGCCCGGGCUUGGGGGCCGCGAGAGCACCCCAUGCGCCCGGGGCCCCUGCGACCCCGGGGAGCGGACAACGGUCCAGUCUACGAGGCACCACUUCGCCCAGCCGUUCCGCGCCCCGCUCUCGGGCGCACACCCCAUCCCUGCAGCGGUCCUGUCGGAUCCCGGUCAGCCCCAUCCCCAGGCGGCGGGUGAACCCAGCCGCAGCCACGCUCCUACCUGCGCGGCGGCGGGCGCCGCGAGGAGCGAGGGCACCGAGCGCCCCGGCCCGAGCCCCGCGCCGCGGCGCGUCUGCCCUUGUGCUGCGGCGGCGGCAGCUGCAGCGACCGCGGCGGGCUGGCUGGCAGACUGGCUGGCUGCCCGGCUGACUCCUCACUGGGGCUUCCUGUAG
Messenger RNA from Ceratotherium simum simum (southern white rhinoceros), 516 nucleotides. The record is from RefSeq and is a predicted model, not a curated record. Lineage: Eukaryota; Metazoa; Chordata; Mammalia; Perissodactyla; Rhinocerotidae.